This is a messenger RNA of Darwinula stevensoni, 891 nucleotides long. Lineage: Eukaryota; Metazoa; Arthropoda; Ostracoda; Podocopida; Darwinulidae. The record is from the annotation of a GenBank genome assembly.
AUGACACCCAGGAAGGACCAUGCCAUCUUGUCCAGGAAGGACCAUGCCAUCUUGUCCAGGAAGGACCAUGCCAUCCUGCCCGGGAAGGACCAUGCCUUCCUCAUGCUGAAGGAACGUGACAUCGUCGCCGACCCGAGCACCUUCUCGGAAUCCUCGACGGAGGUGGAAUCCACCGUGUCCCACUUCGGUAAGGAUCCCCGGAGCCCCCCCGACCCGUUCCCCGUCGAGGAUCACCCCCGUUGGGCACGCGUGCCGGCAGGCUCGAGCCCCGCGGUCGGACCCGAGACGUGCGCCGGCUGCGGCUGCCGGAUCGAGGACCGGUUCUACCUGCACACCGUCGACCGGUCGUGGCACACCGCCUGCCUCAAGUGCUACGCGUGCGGCACGUACCUCGAGGGCGACGCCACCUGCUUCGCCCGGAUGAACAGGGUCUACUGCAAGGAGGACUAUUACAGGAUUUUUUCCGGUCGGCGUUGCAACGGGUGCGGUGGCGGGAUCGGAUCCCGGGACCUGGUCAUGAGGGCCAGGGACCUCAUCUACCAUCCCCGCUGCUUCACGUGUUUCACGUGCCGACGGCUCCUCGUCCCUGGGGACGUCAUGGGGAUCCGGGGCGGGAACGUGUACUGCCGCCCUCACUUCGACCUGGCUCCCCCCCUGCCCCUCGUGGAUCCCUUCGACGCCUCGGGGGACCCCUGCACCGAUCCCGCGGGUUACGCCCUGGCACAGGGCCACAGCCCCCCUCUCCCCCUCUUCCCGUCUCAGCCCCCGCAAAAGGGGAGACCCAGGAAAAGGAAGGCCCCUUGCUCCGACAUGGACCCUCUUGCGACUCAUCGCAGCCUCGGCAAGUUCUUCCUGCAGCUGACUCGGACCUCGUCCAACUAUGAGUCGUGA